This is a messenger RNA of Nymphaea colorata (pocket water lily), 2246 nucleotides long. RefSeq names its product protein disulfide isomerase-like 1-6. NCBI's taxonomy places the organism in Eukaryota, Viridiplantae, Streptophyta, Magnoliopsida, Nymphaeales, Nymphaeaceae. Gene Ontology annotation, molecular function: protein disulfide isomerase activity. Gene Ontology annotation, biological process: protein folding; response to endoplasmic reticulum stress. The record is from RefSeq and is a predicted model, not a curated record. The transcript has 12 exons. Gene Ontology annotation, cellular component: endoplasmic reticulum. The coding region runs from base 387 to 1991 and encodes 534 amino acids.
AAGUAGCCCAAGAUUUAUAACCUUCAUCACUUUAUAACCAAUGUUUUCUUAUCUGGGGUAAAUUAGGCGCAGAGGGAGAUGGAAAGAGUAUGCGUCAUUUCUAGCAGACCAUAGUUCCGAGAAGUACAUCUAAGGAAGUGCACAGUUCGAGAUCUGAGUCUUUCCUGCCAAGGCUUUUAGCUCCGAGUCAUUUCAGCAAUUCUCAGUUACCAGAACCACAACCGAUCUGCAUCACACGGUGUUGCUCACCGAUAGGCAUUCAAAUCCCCGUCUUUUCUAGCUUCCUCAGUAAUCCACUUCAAUAAAUUCUUGGCAGUGGCUUGUUCAACACCCAGAUAGGAGCUUCUCUUCUCAUUCAUUAUCCCGUUGGUUUUCCCCUCUCCACCAUGUCUUCGAAAAGCAGACUCAGAUUUAUGUCCAUUGGCUUCUUCCUUUUUAUUCUACUGAGUACCCCUCUUCUGAUCAAGGCCAACGAAUCAGAAGUCGGUGACGAAGACUUGGAUGGCCUUGAAGAACUUUUGGCGGCAGAGAAAGAAGAGGAAGAGGCACUGAAGGAUCAGGGAGACAAAUUUAGCGAGGCAGAGAUUGUUAAAAGAGCCCAGGCGAUAGUCGUGGAGCUGAACAACGAUAAUACUGAGAGAAUUGUGGGGAGCAAUGAGUAUGUCUUGGUGAUGGGAUAUGCAACAUGGUGUGCAAGAAGUGCAGAACUGAUGCCCCACUUUGCUCAGGCAGCAAAUUCUCUCAAGGAAAUGGGUAGUUCUCUCGUUUUGGCAAAGGUGGACGCAGAGCGCUAUUCGAAAGCUGCCACUUUCUUGGGUGUCAAGGGUUUCCCAACCUUGCUUCUGUUUGUCAAUGGAACGGCUCAGCCUUACACUGGAGGCUUCACAGGGGAGGAAUUGGUGAUAUGGGCAACAAAGAAAACAGGUGCACCAGUUGUUAGACUAUCAUCUAAGGUUGAGGCCCAAAAGUUCCUAAACAAGCACCAGACAUUUGUCAUUGGCUUAUUUGAGAACUUUGAGGUGCCAUCUCAUGAAGAAUUUGUUAAAGCAGCAAUAUCCAACAAUGACAUUCAGUUUGUUGAAACCAGUGAUGUCAAAGUUGCUGAAAUUCUAUAUCCUGGAAUCCCUUCUAAAAGUAGUUUCGUUGGCUUUGUGAAAAGCGAGCCAGAGAAAUUUGUUGCAUUUGAGGGUGCUCUCAAGGAGGAAUUGAUUCUGAAGUUCACUGAAGAAAACAAAUUUCCAUUGGUUACUGUGCUAACUGAGCUUAAUGCACCCAGAGUUUAUGGUAGCUUGACAAAUCUGCAGGUUUUUAUCUUUGCGGAGGUUGAUGACUACCAAAGCCUUCUGCCUUUCCUUCAAAAUGUUGCAAGAAAGUUCAAGUCUAAGAUAAUGUUUAUAUACGUAGAUCCUGCUGAGGAGAACCUUGCAAAACCUAUUCUGAGCCUGUUUGGACUGGAAACAGAAGAGCCAAUUGCACUUUCACAUGAUUACAAACAUGGUCUCAAGUAUCUGUUGGACUCGAAGCUGACCAUGAGCAGUCUAGAGGAAUUUUGCUCUGGUCUACUCAGUGGCACUCUUUUACCCUUUUACAAGUCUGAGCCAGUGUCAGAAAAUAAUGACAUCGUCCAGAAAGUAGUAGGGAAAACGUUUGAUAUUGUGGUGCUGGAGAACACUCAAAAUGUUCUGUUAGAGGUCUACACACCAUGGUGCAUAAACUGUGAUGUCACGAGCAAGCAGGUGGAAAAGUUAGCUAAGUAUUUCAAGGGACAGCCAGAUCUAAUUUUUGCAAGAAUAGAUGCAUCUACGAAUGAGCAUCCAAAGCUGCAGGUGGAUGAUUUUCCCACUCUCUUAUUUUAUCCUGCUGGCGACAAGUCCAACCCUAUUAAAGUGCCAACAAAGUCGAGCUUGAAAGAAUUGGCGGCCUCCAUUAGUAAGAGAAUUAGAGGUGAAGGACGUGAAUCGAGCAAAGACCAGAUAAAGGACGAGCUUUGAUAAAUUUCAGAACCUCUAAAAGCGACCAAAAACACACAAGCUUAAAUAUCUUUCAGGAAUUGCCAACGUUCUUGCAAGCAGCUUAUUAAUUGAAAACCUGCAAGAAUGUGAAACCUGUAAUUGGUCUAUAUAGAUCCAGGGAAAUUCUGUUUUGUGGUCAGAUGAAAUAUUUAUUGGCCUUCAUAUGUUAAGUCCACAUAACUUGCUGGAAUUCGUCAUUGAAAGAAAAUGCUGUAAAAGAUGCACAGUUCUAUA